AUGUUCCUCGUGGUGGCUGUGAACAGCCUUACUCUGUAUCAACCCUCCUUCUGCCCUCUUCUGGGCGAUGUCUGUUGCUUGUGUGUGGCAGCAGCUGCUGGAGCCCUUUGCAGAGACCUGGGACCUCGCCACGCCCAUACACGGGGACCCAAUGAUGGCUCUUGUGGACUAUCACGAUGGCGUCAUCGCCAGCAUGGUGACUCCCCUGAAGACUUUUUGGCCAGAGGAGCCCGUUUGGCCUCCACAAGGGGCAGGAAUGAACAUUCUCCAAAGGGCAGCCUCCAAAAAUGUCUGCUGAGCAUCAGGGUACAAACAACCCAUCUCCCCCACCUGAGGGCGGGCAUCACUUUGAGGUGCGUUCUACUCUGUCUCUCAGAGUCACCAGUGGGACUGCGCUCAGUUGCCUGCAGUGGUGACCUGCUUGGCGACCCCCUCACUGGCUUCCUUGCCUUCCUUGUUUCCUGCCUCACUCCAUCUGGUACUCCUGGGAUCACCUCCCUAACCAAGCUUGCACCCACAUCCUCAUCCCAGGGUCUGGCCCUGGGGCCCCUGUCUCCACCGUCCUGUGAUGCAGCUUCACCUCCCAUCUCCUUGGGCCUCUAAUGAGCCCAGGUACCUGGGGUGUUCUCCUUGGCCCCGGCACAGACAAGCGGCAUCUCCUUAGG
Molecule: messenger RNA, 665 nt
Organism: Pongo pygmaeus (Bornean orangutan)
Lineage: Eukaryota; Metazoa; Chordata; Mammalia; Primates; Hominidae
Source: RefSeq, a predicted model, not a curated record